AUGCCCAACGACGAAGCCAAUCACAGUAAACACCUCCUCUUCCAUUGGAAGAGCACCGAUGUUCUCGAGAUCAGCGACCAGAGGGCAACCACCACGACAAAUUCAAGCCCCCCAGCCGGGCACAGGCUCCUCGGUCCGAGCGGGCUCCCAGCAAACCCAACGCCCAUGUCUCGGUCCCAGCUCAUGGCGCCCCCACAAAAGUCGCUCCAACCCCAGGAAGGCCAGGGGCCCGUUCAUGCGAGGCCGGUGCCCAUCCGCAGGAAGCCAGUGCCAACCGCACAACCUCGUAGUGACAACAAUGCUCGCAACUCUGUGCCUGAGGGAUUUGAGCCCGGAGAGAAAAGGAGCACGAUGGCUACGCAGAGGAAUGGGGGUGCUACCGAUUCCUCUCACCGGACAGAUACCACACCCAUGCAUGCUUCGACAGCCAUCGAAGAGUGGAUCAAGAACACCGCCAGUAUGAGAAGGACAUAUCCAGAAAGUCCGAUAUCCGAGCGAGAGGAAGAUUUCAAGUCACCCAAACUUCCCACCAAAAGUCUGGCCAUUCCUCGGCUCGCCCGAGCCACUUGCCCCCCAACAUCUACGCACAGCCAGAGCAAGGCAGCUCGAGCGGAUCCUUUUGAUGGAGCAGAUCUUGUCAUCCAGGGAGAUGAGGCGUCUCAUGAUCAGAGAGAGUCGAUCGCUACGGGCAACAAGACGGCGGAGGGUACCGAAAGAGAAGCCGAGGAGGUCAGUGAGGAGGUGUUCCGGGUCCCAGAGGUCCCUUGUAAGCGGCGAGGCGAGGGUGAUCUGGCCAGUGAGGGAUGA
Molecule: messenger RNA, 807 nt
Organism: Thyridium curvatum
Lineage: Eukaryota; Fungi; Ascomycota; Sordariomycetes; Thyridiales; Thyridiaceae
Exons: 2
Coding region: 1-807 (268 amino acids)
Source: RefSeq, a predicted model, not a curated record